AUGCAGCGUGCAGUGGCACUGGAUUGGCCACGCGCAACUGCGGUAUUGGCGAAAUCUUGCGCAGAUCACAAGCUGGGUAUUAUUUCGACCCCUCAAUCCAUCGAGGAUCUGUGCCAAAUUGCCCUUCUGCCCGAAUAUACCCUUUUUGUACUCCAUGCGUUCAAGCCGCUCUUUCUUGAGGUUCAGGCGCUGUGGGUGCUUGGGGAAUUCUCGUCCGAUACCACGAAUGUGUUCCAUGCCUUAGCAUCUACUGUUUCUGUAUACCCGCAGAGCAAUGCUCUCGUAGAACACUUUUUGAUUCGAUAUUCAGAUUCGCUGUUGGACCCCGAGAGCCCCAGCGAGACCAUUUUAUUAGCAUUCUACCGCAUCCUCAGUCAUGACAGAGCGAGAUACAAGGAGUACAUCUCUCCUGAUAAGCUUUACAGGUGCAUGAACUCCGAUGUCGUUGCAAUUCGGGGGCUUGCAGUCGUGCUUUUGGCGAUCUAUACUGAGGCCUCGGAAAAAACCCGACGAGACUGGCUCCAACAAUACCUGGGAUCUGAGCCUGAUAGUAUAAAGUUUCUUGCUUUAGAGGAAGCACGCCGCAUAUCUGCCGAUUCGAAGUUUUUGGCCACUUCCCCGGUCUACACCAAAACCAUGGACCUUCCGGCUUCUAAUAUUGUUGCCAACAUUGGUGGCACGCUUAUCCCGAAAAUUGAUGCAUUGCCGUCUCGUCCGUGUGACUUUGUAGCUACAGAGGGCGCAGUAGCCACAGUAACCCGAAUUGCUUCGGGGCUCCUGGAAAAUAAGCCUGUACUUCUCGUUGGACCGGCAGGAUCGGGCAAGACGUUUUAUGUCGACUGUCUUGCAUCUCAACUGAGGCCUUCUGAAGACAUUGUUCGUAUUCAUCUUGGUGAUCAGACCGAUGCAAAGUCCUUGAUAGGCACUUACACAACCGGUGAGAAGCCUGGUGUGUUCGAGUGGAAACCAGGCAUUCUGACUGUUGCAGUCACAAAGGGCCGGUGGGUCCUGAUCGAGGAUCUCGAUCGAGCCCCAACUGACGUUAUUUCUAUUUUGCUACCCCUCAUGGAAAAGCGUGAACUCAUGGUAUCCUCGCGAAACCAAACAUUCCGAGCCAAGGCAGGCUUCCAAAUUUUUGCUACUGUUACAGCAGAUGAUCCUGAUCGCCCCUUAGAAUUUAUUGGCCAGCGUCUUUGGCAUAAAGUUGUUGUUGAGCCUCCCUCAACGACUGAGUUCGAGUCAAUUUUGGUUAGCAGGUUCCCACGAGUUGCCCCGCUUGCUGCAAAGUUCAUUGAAACGUAUCAUGCAAGCCGAACAAUCUUUGCGAACCGAAUGACACAAGAUCGCCAGCUCACAAGCCGAGAUCUAUUCAAAUGGUGUCAACGUGUAGAGACACUUCUAGAACGCGCUGUCCCUAGCGGAAAUGCAUCGACGGAAGUCCCCAUUUCCGUUUUCGAUGACAUUUUUAGAGAAGCUGUCUGCUGCUUUGCAUCAUUUUUACCGGAACCCGCAACUAUUAGAACUAUGGCUGAGCUCAUUGGUGAACACCUCGAAGUUCCCAGCUCAAAAAUUGGCCCCCUUCUUGAUCGUCAUCUUCCUAGCAUACACGAGGAAGCUGAUGCUGUACAGAUUGGUCGAGCAACCCUCCCCAAGCGGCCCAUCAGCGAAACAACCCGCCGUGAUUUGCUUCUUGCUCGCCAGAAUUUUGCAUUAACGAACCACAGUCUCCGUCUGCUUGAGCAAAUUGCCGUAGCCGCUUCCCAACAGGAGCCUCUACUACUCGUUGGUGAGACAGGUACUGGUAAGACCACCAUUGUUCAGUAUAUGGCUAAUCUGGCCAACAGAAAACUAAUUGCCGUUAAUAUUUCGCAGCAAAUGGAGACAGGCGAUUUGGUAGGCGGUUUCAAGCCUGUCGAUGCCAAACAACUCGCUGGUGAACUUUUAGAAGAAUUCGACGAGCUUUUUGACCAGUCGUUCUCGCGAACAAAAAACCAGCAGUUUUGUGAUGUUCUUGGUCGUGCAAUUGCUAAGUCGCAAUGGCCGAAUAUUGUGAAGCUGUGGCGAGAGGCACAUCGUAUGGUGAGACAACAGCAGUCUACCGCCACAGAGCCUGCUAAAAAGAAGAGAAAGUUGAAUGCUCAGACAUUAAAUGAUUGGGCAAUGUUUAUGCGCAAAGUUGAGGAUUUCGAUCAAAAGUUGAAAGAGCUGAACAAAGCAGCCCUUUUCAAAUUUAUUGAAGGAUUACUUGUAAAGGCAGUCAGAAAGGGCCAAUGGAUUCUUCUUGAUGAGAUCAAUUUGGCCCCGCCGGAUACUCUCGAGGGUAUUGCCGAUCUGCUUGUUUCACCACCCUCCAUCACCCUCCUUGAAAAAGGCGAUGAUGAUGCCGUUGUUAAAGCCCAUCCGGAAUUCAGACUAUUCGCAUGCAUGAACCCCGCGACAGAUGUUGGUAAGAGAGAACUGCCUCCUGCAUUACGAUCUCGUUUCACGGAAAUUUAUGUCGACACACCUGACAGAGAUAUCGAUGACCUGCGUUUUAUCAUCGACAAGUAUAUUGCUCGAUUCAAACUCUCCGACCAGCAUGUUGUUAAUGAUGUCGCUGAACUUUUCCUAAAAGCUAAAAAGCUUGCAUCUGACAAUCAAUUGGUAGAUGGUGCUGGGCAGCGGCCACAUUUCUCAAUUCGUACUCUUUCAAGAACUUUAGUCUACGCAACUAAUAUCGCCCGGACGUACGGGUUGAGACGUGCAUUAUACGAAGGAUUUUGCAUGAGUUUCCUCACGUUGCUCGACAAACCAAGUUCUGCUUUGCUUGAACCCAUUAUCAGACAGCACACAAUUGAUCGUUUGGGCAAUACAAAGUCAGUUUUAGCAACCUUACCUUCUGCACCAGCCGAUGAUUUCGAAUACGUUCAGUUCAAACAUUAUUGGUUGCGCCGUGGGUCCUUUGAGCCAGAAGAAGAUGAUCGCUACAUUAUUACGCCGUCUGUUGAACACAACUUAUUGAAUCUUGUUCGUGCCACUGCUACCAAAAACUUCCCCGUGCUAAUCCAAGGUCCCACAUCGAGUGGUAAGACUAGUAUGAUCAACUAUUUGGCGAAGCGCACAGGUCACAAGUUUGUGCGUAUCAACAAUCACGAGCAUACUGACCUUCAAGAGUAUCUUGGUAGUUACGCUUCUGAUGAGCAGGGUAAUCUUGUAUUUCGUGAGGGAGUACUUGUUGAGGCAGUUCGAAAGGGCUACUGGAUUGUUCUAGACGAGCUGAACUUGGCACCCACCGAUGUCUUGGAAGCUCUGAAUCGUCUCUUGGACGACAAUAGAGAACUUCUAAUCCCAGAGACACAGGAAAUUAUCAAACCUCACCCAGAUUUCAUGCUUUUUGCUACUCAAAAUCCACCUGGUCUUUAUGCUGGUCGUAAAAUAUUGUCUCGUGCUUUCAGAAAUCGAUUUUUAGAGCUACACUUUGACGACAUCCCCCAAGAUGAGCUAGAACAGAUUCUGAAAGACCGUUGUCAGAUCGCACCUUCUUAUGCCAAGAAAAUUGUCGACGCUUACAGAGAGUUGGCAAGGCAGCGCCAGUCUACUCGUGUUUUCGAGCAGAAGAAUAGUUUCGCCACAUUGCGCGAUUUAUUCCGUUGGGCAAUGCGGCCUGCUGUCGGAUACGAGCAGUUGGCAUUGAACGGGUAUUUACUGUUAGCCGAACGCGUGAGAAAUACAUCUGAAAAGCGAAUCGUCAAAGAGACGCUAGAGAAAGUUAUGCGUGUCAAGCUCGAGAUUGACUAUAAUGCUGUGGCCCCAGCAGACAUAAUGGCACAAUCUACUGAAGUUGUGUGGACUUCUGCUAUGAAGCGCUUAUUAGUUCUUGUUCUGGAAGCAAUGAAGCAAAACGAACCGAUUUUGCUUGUCGGUGAAACUGGUUGUGGCAAGACCACAAUUUUCCAACUCUUGUCCACAGUUUUUGGACGCAAGCUGCAUAUUGUAAAUGCUCAUCAAAAUACUGAAACUGGUGAUAUCAUCGGUGCUCAACGCCCAUUGAGAAAUCGAACAGAUAUUGUUCAUAAUCUUGAGAACGCCCUUCGAACUCUUUAUGGUGACAAAACGUCAAGUUUGAAUAGUUUGAAACAAUGCUUUCAAACUGAUAGUGGGCUCUCGCCUGAGGAGAGGCAGUCAGUCCAACCCUUGCUCGAUAGAAGCGAGGUUCUAUUUGAAUGGGCUGAUGGCUCGCUGGUCACUGCAAUGAAAGAGGGGAGCUUUUUAUUGAUAGAUGAGAUCUCCUUGGCAGAUGAUAGUGUGCUUGAACGGUUAAAUUCAGUGCUCGAGCCUGAACGUGGUCUUUUACUUCCUGAAAAAGGAGGCACCGAUAUCCAUCUCACCGCAGCGAACAAUUUCCAGUUUUUUGCAACAAUGAACCCAGGAGGAGACUACGGAAAGAAAGAGCUUUCACCAGCUUUGCGAAACCGAUUCACAGAGAUUUGGGUACCUUCAAUGGACAACUUUGACGAUGUAGAACUCAUUGUUCAGCAAAAACUUUUGGCUCCAGUCCAGCAGUACGCAAAAUCUAUUGUAGAGUUUUCUCAUUGGUUUGCUGUUUUCUACGGUAAUGGAGACGCUACCUCAGGUGUGAUCUCGUUGCGUGAUAUUCUUUGCUGGACUCAGUUCAUCAACUCGAUGCCACAGGCAGGUGUGUUCAGUGUGUUCCAUGGAGGAUGUAUGGUUUUUGUUGACUCAAUCGGUAGCAAUGCCCUAGCUCACCUGGCUCAAAGCUCUGAUCUACUCUAUGAACACCGUUUACGAGCUGUACAAAAGCUUGCUCAGGUAGUCCAAGCUCCACAAGCGUAUGUUGAUGCUUAUUUUGGAACUGUAAGUGUUUCAGAGGGAUCUAACGGGGUUAAUAUUGGUGAUUUCUUGUUGCCUAAAAAGGCUAGCACGGUUGCCAAAGAACCUUUCAGCUUGUCUGCUCCCACAACUGCUAUGAAUGCAAUGAGGGUAGUUCGUGCGCUGGUUGUGAACAAACCAAUCCUUCUUGAAGGCUCUCCUGGUGUAGGGAAAACCAGUCUUGUUAGCGCUCUUUCCGCAUUAUCAGGCAACAAGCUUGUCCGUAUCAACCUGAGCGAACAAACUGACCUAAUUGAUCUUUUCGGCUCCGACUCACCUGCAGAGGGUGAAAAUGCUGGUGAGUUUGUAUGGAGGGACGCCCCAUUCUUACGUGCAAUGCAGGUAGGUGAGUGGGUGCUCCUUGAUGAAAUGAAUUUAGCAUCUCAAGCGGUCCUCGAAGGCUUGAACUCAUGUCUCGAUCAUCGAGGUGAGGCAUAUAUCCCUGAGUUGGACAGAACUUUCAAGUGUCAUCCCGAGUUCAAAGUAUUUGCUGCUCAAAAUCCCCAAUAUCAGGGAGGUGGACGUAAAGGCCUGCCUAAAUCAUUUGUCAAUCGCUUUUCUGUUGUUUAUGUUGAUGUUCUAUCAUUGGAAGAUCUGAGAAUUAUUUCAAAGCAUCUUUACCCCAAUGUAAACGUGGAAACUGGCGAAAAGAUGGUCGAUUUCAUUCAAAAUCUUGACCAUGAAGUGUCGGUCAAUCGUUCCUUUGGUGUAACUGGUGGACCCUACGAGUUCAACUUGCGUGACACAAUGAGGUGGUUUUCAAUGGUUUCUGAGACUGCGUUGCAGCCAAAGGACUUUUUUGAUAUCAUUGUCCGUGAUCGGUUCCGUACUGCUGAGGACAGGAGUGCUGCAACUGCACUUUUCGUAGAGCAUUUCAGUGAGUCUCCAGAACGAACAUUGCCAAUCGAUAUAACACCGGACGUGGUGAUUGCUGGUCACUCCAUCUUUGAGCGCAAUGCUACUAUUGGACAUUAUUUCUCAAGCUCUGUGGGACAUUUACAGUGCAACACUAGACUUAUGGAAACGGCAAUUACUUGUAUUAAACAUUCUUGGCCACUUAUAUUGUGUGGCCCAACGGAUUCAGGUAAAACUUCUUUCCUCAGGUACUUGGGAUUCGUCUGUGGAGCCACAACCAAAGAAUUUUCCAUGAGCGCUGAUAUUGACAGCACCGAUCUGCUCGGUGAGUUUGAUCAAAUACAGGAGGAUCAGCAGCUUGAUAGAAUCUGGAAUGAAAUCGACGAGUACAUUUCUCAAGGCAUUGGAUGUAUUGGUAGCGAUGAGAUUGCUUUGCUCGAAGCCUCUGUGGCAAGAAAUUUAGACAGUGCACUACGACUUUUACCCAAUGCAACUCGAGUACACCGUCUUGUCGAUGAGUUCCGCACAUCAGAUUUUUCCAAACCGCGCUUCAAGUGGUUUGACGGUGCACUAGUGCAGGCAGUUGAGAAGGGCUAUUGGCUGAUUCUUGACAAUGCUAAUCUUUGCUCGCCAUCUGUCCUUGACCGCCUCAACUCGCUUUUGGAACCAAAUGGGAUGCUUCUAGUCAAUGAAUGCGCAGAUGCCAAUGGCGAGCCUAGAAAAGUUGUUCCACAUCCCAACUUUAGACUUUUCUUGACAGUGAACCCGAAGUAUGGUGAGCUGUCGCGGGCUAUGCGAAACCGUGGUAUUGAGAUAUAUAUUGACGCGUUAAGCAUUCGUGCAACUCAUUUCGAUCGCAAGGUGCUGGGAAUUUCUCAACUAGUCGAAGACGAACCAUUGUCAAUGUCUCUCGAAACACUCAACUUGUCAACUGAAGCACCAGUUAGUUCCAAGCUUCAAAUCACUGAUACACUUGUCCGCUCUGUUGCUUUGUACGAUGAUUUUAGCGACCGAGAUAGCUGGUUAGCGUCCUCAUUUGUGUCUGAAUGGUCUCAAAGCUUGGUAUCUGCUGAUCUCUCGCUUCCUUUCAGACUGAAGGACUUUGAGCCACUUCACGGGUUAGUUCGUCAAAAUGCCACUGGUCCGGUUGAGCUUGCCCCUCUUAACCCACUGAAUGGUAGCUUGGUAUACAAACUGAAAACAUUUGUGCUAAUGUAUCAAGUACGCAGUGCAAUCAACCUUGCGAUCGAGAGAAGCAAGUCCAUCGCGGAGAAAGAAAUGAACCUCCUAGAGCUUUCGAUUCAUAGCCGCACAAAAGACACAAUCCACUGUGUUGAUGUGUAUGGUUUUGUUUCUCGCAUGACUGGCGUAGAUUUGCUAUCAGUGAAACCUGAGCUUUUGGAGCUUUUGAGUGAUUUCUUAGGGUUCAUUUCCCGUGUUGAUUGUGAUAUUAGCAAGAUCCCUAUUUAUCGUGAUAUUUUUGAGGAGAUUUCAGAGAAUGAUUCUUAUAUCAUGAAUGUCAUUCAUCACCUAGGAGCGCAUUAUGACUUUUCCAACGGCGGUAUGUCAAUGGAAGCUAUCUGGAAAGAUUUUGCAACUGGAGGUUUCGGUUCUCAGGAUCUUUGGUUGAGCUAUCAUAAAAUCUUGUCUGUGGCAAAAGAAUUUGAUGACUCUGCAUCGCAUUUUUCACCAGAUAAUGUGAACCAGAUUGUGGAGGUUCGAAAGGCUCUAAGUACACUUCUUGUUGAUGUUCACAAAGCACCAGUUCCUGAAGAUAUUCUAUUGAAUGUGACGGAGGGUGUCGCUAGUAUCAAAGCAUCGUUAAAGCUUUCAAAAGGACACGAAGCGCAGUUUGUAACACUCUUCGGGGACUUGAAAAAUUUACUUGAGACUGCAUACCUGGCUGAUCCGAAGCCGCCGUUGCUCGAUACCCUAGCGCUGUUAUCCUACUAUUCGGCUUCUUCAACUGCUCAGUUGGCUAAGUUUUAUGAAAGACCAGCUAUACUCCCGGACAUUUGCACUUAUCCAGUAGACAUUCGUCAGACUGUCGUUAGUGCUCUGAGGUACUGUGCUUCGAUUCCUUCCAGCCAUUAUGAGACUGCAAUGAGCGAGCUAAGUACGUUCAAUCGGAUUCUACUUCAAAACUCACAACUUCUUGAUAUAUCGUUGAAUAUGUCCCAAUUCCUUCAUCAGCUUGUUUGCUCGCUUUCAGGAUCUGUGGAUGUCGAUCAAUUUGAAAAGACUCUUCAGUUGUUGGAGCAGGGUGAUCUCGCAUCCGCUUGGAUUGAAUUUUCAAGUCAAAUUAUUUAUCUGUAUGUUCCAAGGUCUGUCUUUGAUCCAGCUAUUCGUCAACACGUGAGAUACGAGCACUAUACACGACGCCGCAGCCAAUACUCUCAAGAACUGGAUUUCUGGCAAAGAAUGAGGAGCGUAUUUGUUGGCGAUGACCUUUGUGGUGUAGACAAACAGUUGCUACAGCAAUUAGUUGGGCUACAAUCCGAGCCUGUGCCUUCGGUCUUCAGACCUAAGCAGUCCCAAAUUGUAGCAUUGUAUCAUGAGAUCAAUGCAGCCUUACCUAUGCUUCAGCCUUCUCAUGUUGUGAAGCUAAACUAUGAACAGCUUGAGGUUUGGAAUGGAAACAUAUUCCGUUUCUUAGAUCGCCUUGAGCAGUUUUCCGGAUACCAGGAUCUCAUCAGUGUUCUUCGUGGUGCUGUAAUUGGCUUGCAAUUUGGACUCAACUUGAAACUUGCUCCAACAUCUAAGUCGACCCUAUAUUGGAUCCUGGAUGCGAAUGUUGUGGCAGAUCCUCAAAAGUUUUUGGAUGCAAGUAAGAGGUAUAUGAGCAACGGAAGGGCGCUCCCUCAAAACAUUGCUCUUCACUUUUUGAAACUAUGCAACCUACAUGCCUAUCAGUAUGUUGCACCAGUUAUCGAAGCUGUUUUGAGGCAGUUCUAUCAUCAGUAUGCCAUUGACAAAAUGAGGGAAGAGAAGGCGAGAGAGCAGAGUGAUACUAUUUACAAACCGCUAGAUGAGGAUGAUGAAGCAGAGAAAGAUUUCCAGCGGCUAUUCCCUGACUAUGAGGGCGAGGUUUCUGAUGAAAAAUCUGAUCCUGAUUUACAGGUAGAGUUGUCCGAAGUUUACAAUCAAAUCUUCUCUGAUCACCAUUCUGAUAUCGCUAGUAUGGCCAUUCAAUCUCUUGAGCUUCUAAGUCAAGAAGAGAAUAACUCACUUAACUCAACAAAAUUGGCACUACCUUCUCUUUUCUUGGGACUGGUUGAUAAAGUCAAUCGUUCAAUGAGUUCUGAAGCAUUCAAUUUCUACACCGAGCCAUGCUAUAAAGAAGCCAAGGUUGCUAUCGCCCUAAUGAAAAAGGUCUUCACAAGAACAUCUAACUUUUUAGAGCGGUGGCCGGAACAUGACACGUUGUUAAUCAUUGCCAAUGCCUGUAAAGAACUCGCGAACUUUGCUGUUUCGGCUCCAUUGGCGCGCUAUCUCGCCAAGGUAGAGCAAAUACAUCAUUAUUUGAACGAGUGGCAAAGAUUUGCCAGCAAGGAUGUGGCUGUUCUUGAUUUUAUUGACGAGGUUGGCAAUUUGAUUGUUUCAUGGCGCCGCAUAGAGCUUUCUACUUGGCCAUCGCUGUUUCAAUAUGAGCUCAAGGUGAACUCUCAAGCGGCGUCUCGCUUCUGGUUCCACUUGUAUGAAAAUCUUAUUAGCAACCCAAUUCGCUUGGGGAAAGAAGCACUAGAUCUCACUGAAAUUGUCAAAUUACUGGUUCUGUUCAUUUCAGACUCUUCAUUUGGUCAGUUCCGGUAUCGAAUGGGAAUGCUGAAAAGCGUAAAGACACAUUUAGCGCUGCUGAGUUCAGACUAUCCUUUCCUGAAUGAUGUGCAAAAUGUUAUCGAAAACGUACUGAGUUAUUAUGAACGCUUCGCAGGCCUUAUAUCGGACCAUAUUGCAUCAAAAGAAAAGGCUUUGAGAAAAGAAAUUGAAGAGGUGAUUCUUCUAGCAAGUUGGAGAGACGUUAAUGUUCUGGCUUUGAAACAGAGUGCUCAAAGGUCGCACCGUGCACUAUACAAGGUCGUGCGAAAAUAUCGAGAUUUUGUAUCACAAAAGGUUUCCAACCUUGUCGAAGAGGCGCCAACACUUUCGCCUCCUCCUCGGCAGCUAGGUAGCCGGUCUCCUUAUCGCACUGACUUCAUUCUUCAUCUUGAUUCUCUCGCAAAUAGCGAGGAAACCGUCCAUCUUUGGGCCACUCGCCCCCGCCAUUUACUGGAUAUCAAGCGACGUACUGAUACUAUGCAGAAUUGGACCGAUAAAGUUUGGGAUGUGAAAAUUGAAAACCUAAGCGUGAUUGCAGAAGAAACGAGUCAAGCCGCAGAGAAACUCCGUCAGGAAACCCCUGCCGAACUCACUGAAGAGAACAAAAAGUUCUGUCUCGGCUUGCGAAACGAAAAAAUGCAGCUUCUCAUUUCAGUCUUGAAAGUUUUGAAAGAAUCUGGCCUGCGCAUUAAUGUGCGUGAAGAUACAGCAGCUGCACAGUCUCAGCUGAGCCAAGUGCUUUCACUUACUCCAAGCUUGGCUGGGUAUUCGUUGGACAGAGCCAAUACAUUUUUCUACGGAAUUGUUGAAACAAUGCCUCGUUUGCGGUCUGCUAUUUCGUCCGCUGAGACUGAUGUGCCCGUCGAAAGUCUCAAGCGUGGUCUCGUUUUCGGGGAGAAUCUUUUAGCAAUGAUUUUAAGAUUCAGGAAUAGGUGUGCUGAGGUACUCAGUUCUGACUUUUCGUCCGCCAAAGAAUCACUUCUGCAGCUACAUGGUGUUUUGGAGUCGGGAGAUGAGAUGGUUGUGCUUUCUGAUAGUUCAGAAGCUUAUGCUUAUAUUGAUACUUCCAAGCAUUUAACGAAAUUCGUCUCAUCAGUUUAUCAAGCAGCUGGUAACCCAGAAUCUUUGACGGAUAUCACCAACGCAAUCCGAUCAGUACCACCGCAGAGUAUUCCAACUAUGCAAUGGAUUGAAAAAGUGCGUGGGGUCCAAAAAGCUCUGCGCUUGACAGCAGCUAGACUGGAUGCUCUCUCGGAUGCUGAUCGGCUCGUCGCGCCAGUUGUUUCCUCUGUUGCUAGUAACGAGAUAUCGCUGGAACUCGAAAACCAAUCAUCUGAUAUUACGGCACUUCAUGACAUGGCCGUUCUUGUCUGUAACUCUAUUUUGGUUGCAGUUCAAUCCGUUUACAAAGUUAGCCAGGAGGAGAUCCCUGAAGAUGGGUGGUUUACUGCAGGCCAAGUCAUCCUUGAAAAAAUGGGCAUGUCUUUACAUGGCAGUACUAUUUUGAACGAGGUUCAAAGGUUUAUCACUAUGGCUGCUACAUUUGUUUCCAGUCGUGUUGCUUCUUCUUAUACUGGUGUCGUUCUCGCUUUCCUAGAGGGUUAUUUAGCUCUUAAGGAAGCUGUUGAGGACAAACUUGCUGCUCAUUUGACUGACACCAGUAAGGCCGCUUUCCAGCUUUUGCGAUUGCUCUCUUCAAUGUCCACCCAGGGCUUUUGCUCUCCGCAAGAACCUCAAAAGACUGAGGAUGAGGAUACAUCGAAAAUGGAAGAUGGCACUGGAUUGGGAGACGGUGCAGGCGCACAAACUACCGCCAACAAUGACGAGCAGGAUGAUGAUCUCACGGAGCAUGCUCAAACCGAGAACAAAGAGAAGGAAGACAAUGGCCCUCGGGAUGAAGACGAGGAAGACAAUGCAAUCGAGAUGGAAGGCGAUAUGGCCGGAGAACUCGAAGAUGCAGACACUAAAUCCGACGAUGAGGAAGAUGAUAGCAAAGAUAAUGAGAAUGAAGAUAUGGAUGACGAAGUUGGAGACAUUGAUGAUCUUGAUCCCAACGCCAUAGAUGAAAAAAUGUGGGACGACCAGAAAGAGGAUGAUGAUCUCAAAGAGAAACAAACGGAUGAUGUCAAAGGACAAUCUGACGAUUUGGAGGCACGCGAUGAGGAAAGUGAACAGAAGGAUCCGCGUGAAAACGAAAGCAAGGACGGGAACAACGAUGGCGAUGAUGCCAGUAAUGCCAGUGAUGCUAGUGAUGAGGAAGAUGUUGGUGAGCAAGAUGACCACGUUGAACAAAAUCAUGAUGAGCUCGAGCAAAAUGUCGAUGAAGGAGAUGCUUUAGACCUGCCAGAGGAUAUGAACCUCGACGGCGCAGAAGGUGAAGAAGAAGAAAAUGGAGAUGACGAUGUCAUGCCAGACCUACCCGAGGAAGAAGCUGAUGGAGGAUCUGACGAUGGUGCCAACAUGCAAGAUGAAGCAGAGCUCGAUAACGAUGGUGAAGCUCAAGAAUCAGACAUCGAUGCAGAUGCUGAGCCGGAGGAGGGCGAGGAAGCUGAGGUCGACGAAAACGAGAACUCCAACUCAGACGCUGAAGGAGAGCCGGAAGAUGACGUUGAAGCUCAACCAGAAGUUGAAGAGGAGGCCGCUAACAUGGAGCAAAAUGAUGGCGGUGAGGGUAUGGAGAUCGACACUGAAGGGUUACAUGGCCAAGAGGACAACGCUGAGGCAGAUGCACAGCAGUCAACCUUGACGGAGCAACAGUCAGAACAAACCGGUCAAGGCGCGAAUACUGAAACCAAAGACGAGCAGGAGAACUUUGAUUCUGGUGCUACAUCAGCGGUUGUUGCUGAUAUGGAUCAGAACAAAUCUGAAGAGCAAGAUCAGGCGAUGAAAGAUGCAACUGAAUCUCUCAAAGAGCUUGGAGAUGCUAUGAAAGAGUAUCAUCGUCGUCGCCAAGAGAUUCAGGAGCGCAGUGAACGCUCAGAUGAACCCCAGCCGGAGUCUGCAAAUGUCGAUGCCGACGAGGUAGAACAUGUUGUGGCUGAGGAUCAGUUUGAUACUCAGGCUCUUGGGCGCUCUAACCACAACGAGCGCCAAGAUGUUGAUGACUCCAUGGCCGUAGACGACGAAGACGAGGUUGAAGAAGAUCAAGGCGAGGAACUGAAGCCUCAAAAUGACGCUGAACCUAGUGGUGGCGCGGGGGCUAACUUAGCGACGGAUGAUGAAAUGGAGCUUGGUGAGAAUGAAAUUGGCGCUGCCGGUUCAAAACUACGUGAACAUGAAGACGAUGAGGAAAUCGAAGAGCUCAAGAAAGUUGUUGUGAGAUCCGAGGCUGAAGAGCGCGAGCUUAAUGAAGCGCGCGAACUCUGGCGUCAGUACGACCUCAAGACUCAGGAUCUGUCAUUGAUCUUAUCAGAACAGCUCCGUCUCAUUCUCGAGCCUACCUUAGCCACUAAGCUUCGUGGUGACUACAAGACGGGUAAACGGCUGAACAUGAAGCGAAUCAUUCCUUACAUUGCAUCGCAGUUCAAGAAGGACAAGAUCUGGCUCCGACGCACCAAACCUAGUCAACGUCAAUACCAAGUCAUGCUCUCUCUGGACGACUCCAAAUCCAUGGCGGAACCUCAGGUUCUUGAUCUUGCUUUCCAGUCUAUUGCCCUUGUUUCGAAAGCGCUCUCUCAAAUUGAAGCUGGCCAGUUGUCAAUUGUUCGGUUCGGUGAGGAUACUGAAGUGGUGCAUGCUUUCGAUAAGCCCUUCAAUUCCGAAGCCGGCGCUCAAUCAUUGCGACAUUUCACAUUCAACCAAGACAGAACCGAUGUCAACCGCUUGCUUAGCCGCUCAUUGGACAUUUUUGCAGAGGCUCGCCCUUCAAAUGAGAAUUGGCAGCUUGAGAUCAUUAUUUCAGAUGGCAUUUGCGAAGAUCAUGAGAACCUGCGUCGCCUUGUUCGACGUGCCCAUAACAACCAUGUUAUGGUAGUGUUUAUCGUUCUUGACGCUCUAAAUAAGGAUGGGUCUAUUCUUGAAAUGUCCCAAGUCAAUUACUCUCAAGAUGAAAACGGCAACAUGUCCCUCCAGGUCGAACGCUACAUGGAUAAAUUCCCGUUCGAGUACUAUGUUCUUGUGCGCGACAUUGCCGGUCUACCUGCAAUUUUGGCAUCUGUUCUCAGACAGUAUCUUCAAGCUGUCGACCAUUAA
Messenger RNA from Wickerhamiella sorbophila, 13734 nucleotides. RefSeq names its product Midasin. Bases 1 to 13734 code for a protein of 4577 amino acids. Gene Ontology annotation, cellular component: preribosome, large subunit precursor; nucleus. NCBI's taxonomy places the organism in Eukaryota, Fungi, Ascomycota, Dipodascomycetes, Dipodascales, Trichomonascaceae. The record is from RefSeq and is a predicted model, not a curated record. Gene Ontology annotation, molecular function: ATP binding; ATP hydrolysis activity. The transcript has a single exon. Gene Ontology annotation, biological process: rRNA processing; ribosomal large subunit assembly.